UCCACGUGGUAUUACGUGUAGUAUAAGAAGCAAAUGUUUAAUGUCCGCGUGUACAGGAGUUGACUCAAUCUUUUUAGGACCACAAGUCUGCACGGGGGUGAAAAUGAAGUUCCUGUUCGUGCUGUUGGUGUUGGCAAUCAUAGCUUCUGUGGAGGCUGGUGGAUAUAAAAGACGCCCUCAACCAAGGCGUAUGUUCAAAGGAUACGGUAAACGUGGCGGCGGAUCCUGGGGCGGAAACUGGUAUGGUGGCAUGGGCAAUAUGGGAUACGGAGGAUGGGGGUAUGGGGGCGGCAUGGGUGCCAUGGGAUAUGGAGGAUUGGGAUACGGAGGCGGUCUAGGUGGAUAUUACGGAGGAUAUGCAACAUCAUAUCCCAGUAUGUCGUAUGGAGGAUAUGCAUCGUCCUAUCCCAGUAUGUCGUAUGGAGGAUAUGCAUCGUCCUAUCCCAGUAUGUCGUAUGGAGGAUAUUACAGUGGAUAUCCUUCCUACUCUGGAGGAUACUACAGCAGCGGAUAUCCUGCAUACAGUGGGGGAUAUUACUCUGGAGGUUACCCUAUGUACAGCGGUAGUUAUUAUACUGGUGCUAGUUACCCUGCCUACGCUACAAGCGGGUUGUCUACCGGGGGUGUCGUAUCGACUGGGGCAGCAGUCCCAGCAGCAAGCAAUGUCGCCGCCUUGGGAGGAACCUCUUUAGCUUCUGCCAUCGGUUCCAUUGGUUCAUUCGGAACAGGAUCUAACACUGGCUACUAUCCUCUGGGAGCUGCAACUUAUGCAGGUUGA
Saccostrea echinata is the source of this 778-nucleotide messenger RNA. RefSeq names its product keratin-associated protein 6-2-like. NCBI's taxonomy places the organism in Eukaryota, Metazoa, Mollusca, Bivalvia, Ostreida, Ostreidae. The coding region runs from base 41 to 778 and encodes 245 amino acids. The transcript has 4 exons. The record is from RefSeq and is a predicted model, not a curated record.